Molecule: messenger RNA, 735 nt
Organism: Symphalangus syndactylus (siamang)
Lineage: Eukaryota; Metazoa; Chordata; Mammalia; Primates; Hylobatidae
Gene: SPINK2
Product: serine peptidase inhibitor Kazal type 2
Biological process (GO): spermatid development; negative regulation of serine-type endopeptidase activity
Molecular function (GO): serine-type endopeptidase inhibitor activity; protein binding
Source: RefSeq, a predicted model, not a curated record
CUUCCCGGUUCUCCCCCGACCCUUCACGGCUCCUCUUCCCGCCGCCCCUCUUCCCUCGCCACCUACCGCUGCUUUUCCUCCCACUUUCGCCCCGCCCCUUCUUCCCCCUUCCCCCGCCCUUCCCGCGCCCCGUCGCGCGAGCGCUCCCUGCGAGUGGCGCAGGCACCAGAGCGCAGGGGCUAGACGGCCGGCGCGGGAGGAGGAUGGCGCUGGCGGUGCUGCGCUUGGCGCUGCUGCUCCUGGCAGUUACCUUCGCAGCCUCUCUGAUCCCUCAAUUUGGUCUGUUUUCAAAAUAUAGAACGCCAAACUGCGCUCAGUAUAGAUUACCAGGAUGUCCCAGAAACUUUAACCCUGUGUGUGGCAGUGACAUGUCCACUUAUGCCAAUGAAUGUACUCUGUGCAUGAAAAUCAGGGAAGAUGGUCAUAAUAUUAAAAUCAUCCGAAAUGGACCCUGCUGAUGGAGCAGUUUACAGAAAAGGAGAUGGAGAGACCACCUUCACUGGCAGACUAGAUAAAUUGCAUUUCCCCUUUUUCUCUUUUCCUAUGUUUCUUUACAUGAGAUUUGUUAACACACAUUUUCUGAGAGCAGGUAUGGAAGACAGCCAUGUGUAGUGAUGGAUAAUUUAAAGAAAAAAGAAUCCUUGUUUCUUGGCUUUUGCUCCUGGAGUUAAGCUUACUGCCCAGGUGACUUGUGCAUUGCUUUAUUUAGUUGAAAUAAAAUCAGCAUUGAAUUCA